Molecule: messenger RNA, 1600 nt
Organism: Drosophila serrata
Lineage: Eukaryota; Metazoa; Arthropoda; Insecta; Diptera; Drosophilidae
Biological process (GO): regulation of DNA-templated transcription
Cellular component (GO): CCR4-NOT core complex
Source: RefSeq, a predicted model, not a curated record
UCAUUUUGGCGAGCAGUAUUGUCAAUGUGUGUACCAACACGUUUUUCCCCAGCGGCUCGCUUUCCGACAUUUUUUUUUCCUGUGCUUUGCUUUUCUGGGCCGAAAUUUCAGAAUUCGAUUUGUGUUUUAUAUAAAAUCCCGAGUACACGAUGAAACGCCAAUACAAUCCCAAGAUCUCGGAGGAGCAGCAGCGCGAGAAGGAUGACUCGACCACUCCGUCAUCCCAAUCGCCCACAAAUUCUACGCAAUCUUCACCGGAAUCGUCGACGCAGCCCAGCAACUACGCGAUUUUGUAUGUGGAUGUGGUAAAGAAUAUGACCAAACUGGUGAUCUCACAGCCGCCACCACCACCACCGUGUCCGGCACCAGAGUUUAGCAUCUUUCGUGAGGAUUUUCCCGCCCUGCCGGGCACGCGCCUCUCCUCCACCUCGUCUUCAAUGGUUCCCGACGACUGGACAGCCAUGUUAACGGACGACGAGGUAGAUAUCGACUCAAACGGUUGCCUGGGUGAGCUAACUGUCAGUGGUCCACCGUCUACUGUCAGCACCGAGGAGGAGGAGGACGACGAGGAGGAGGAUGAUUUCCCGAAGGAACCGAACCAUCCACCGAUCAUCGGAACCGCAGCCGCCACUCCAGCCGCUUCGUCGUCAUUGGCCACCGCUUUCAACUGCGAAUUCCUGCCGCAGCUCUUUGGUUACCUCAAUAAUCCGGCUCGCUUCAAUGUUAGCCUGAUUUUUGGCAAACAAUUCCUCCAUGAGGGCGUUAGGCAGCGGGCUCAGAUCAAAUCCCUUGGCCGCCAAAUGACAUCGCCGUCAAGGGUCCAGGCACCGCCCGGAUUUGAGAAUACACCGCUCUAUGCGCAUCUCAAUACCACUCCGAAUGGUUCACCCUUUGGUGGCGUCUAUUUCGACUCGGGAUCAACUGGGCUGGAGGAGUUUUGCCAGGCGGAUGGGGAUUUUGUGGACGGCUGCUUUGGGAUGCUAGGAUUGGCCAGAAAUCUGGGACUGGUGGGACGCAAUCCUCAGUUUAAGGAACAAUUCCUUGGAGAAGAAAGCGAACGUGAUACCGAAUUUAAUUGCAAGCAUCAACCGAAAAACAUUCCCAUUCCGGAGGGAAUACCACCACGUGUGCCCAAGAACUAUGUCAUCGCUGGGAAAAUUGAUCUCCAGCAGCCGAAGAUGGAACAGAUGGAGGUGGAGCUGCUCUUCUAUUUCUUUUACACCUUCACUGGCGACAUGAUGCAAUUGCUGGCCGCUGCCGAGUUGGCGGAACGUGGCUGGCGUUUCCAUAAGUUGGAGCAUUUGUGGAUCCUGCGGCAACCGGACAAUCCGCACUACAUAUACCGGGGAUUCCAGGAGUCGGGCGAAUACAACUACUUCAACAUGUACAAGUGGAGGAUUUUGCCGCGUUUCUUUCAACUGGAACCCGAUCAUCUGGAGCGGACGGUGAGCAAGGAUGAGCUGUACGAGCAGUACGGAUACCAUCCACAAAUGGCCCGUUGAGAGGCGGUUGCUUGAAGAAGAGAUAUACCAUCUUGGAUUUGCUUUGUCGUUGUCAGACGUUUUAUAAAACAAAUGAUUGUAAGCGGUUUUUUUUUGUA